AUGUCGCUCUUUUCGUUCCUCCGCAGCAUCUACGACGUCGACACUCUCGACACCCGCUUCACCACGCCGUCGACGGUACCCUACAAGCCGGACACACCGUCGUCCAACGCCGCCGGCCGUAGCAAUGGCACGCUCGACCACACUGACAGUCGCCGCGACGCGGCCGCCGACAUCGCCAAGCGCGCCGAGCCGUCGAAAUGGCGCUCGCCCGAGUUCUUUGUCUACUACUUCAUCUUCCUGACCGUCGUGCCCUACAUGUUCUGGGUGGCCUACGACGUAUCGCGGCCUUCUGAUCCGCGUUAUCCUCAAUUCGAGAGCAAACUGGCGCCUGGCUGGAUCCCGGGACGCAAAAUUGACACGUCCGAUGCCCAGUACCACACAUUCCGCUCCAACCUGCCGUACAUGGCCCUUCUUCUCCUCUUCCAUCCCCUCCUGCGCAAAGCAUGGAACGCCGUCUAUCCCACCUCGACUGCCUCCUCCUCCUCCUCCUCGACAUCGUCUCCUUCUCGCGCACUCACCCCCGACCAGGCCAAUGCCCGCAAGGAGCAGCGUCUCUCCUUCGACUACGUCUUUGCCUUUGUCUUCCUCGUCGCCCUGCACGGCAUCUCCGCCGCCAAGGUCCUGCUGAUCCUCUGCAUCAACUACAACCUCGCCACCGCCUUGCCGCGUCAGUACGUCCCCGUGGCCACCUGGGUCUUUAACAUUGGCACGCUUUUUGCCAACGAGCUGGCGGGCGGCUACCACCUCGUAAAUGUGGCCUCACUCGUGAGCGACGGCUCGUGGGAGCCCAUCUUCCGCGCGACCGUCGAGGGCCACGAGACGGCCACCGCCCUCGUGCAGUGGGGCUCCUGGCUCGACGGUUUUUGUGGCAUCAUGCCGCGCUGGGAGAUCCUGUUCAACAUCACCGUGCUGCGUCUGAUCAGCUUCAACCUCGACUACUACUGGAGCCACGGCGGCCGCGGCUCAAGCCCGCUGGAGAAGAAGCAGCUCGAUCCCGCCAACCUCUCGGAGCGGGAUCGCGUUACCAUCUCCGCGCCCCCGCAGGACUACUCCUUCCGGAACUACGUCGCCUACGCUAUCUACGCCCCGCUCUACCUGACCGGCCCCAUCGUCUCCUUCAACGACUUUAUCCACCAGGCCCGCUACCGCCCGGCCACGAUCGAGGGCCGCCGCACCCUGCGCUACGGCGUGCGCUUCGUCCUGUGCCUGCUCGCCAUGGAGCUGGUUUUGCACUACGACUACGUCGGCGCCAUCUCCCAGUCCGGCCCCCACUGGGGCUCGUACACCCCGGCCCAGCUGUCCCUGCUGUCCUUUUUCAACCUGCACCUCAUCUGGCUCAAGCUGCUGCUUCCCUGGCGCCUCUUCCGCCUCUGGGCCCUACUCGACGGCGUCGACCCCCCGGAGAACAUGCUGCGCUGCGUCAGCAACAACUACAGCACCCUGUCCUUCUGGCGCGCCUGGCACCGCUCCUACAACCGCUGGCUUGUUCGCUACAUCUGGAUCCCGCUGGGCGGCUCCAACUUCAAGUCGUGGCUCGGUGCCGCGCGCUCCCUGCUCACCUACAUGCUCGUCUUCACGUUUGUCGCCCUCUGGCACGACAUCCAGCUGCGUCUGCUCAUCUGGGGCUGGCUGGUCGUGCUUUUCUUUGUUCCCGAAGUCCUGGCCUCGUUCCUCUUUCCCCGCCGCCGCUGGGCCGCCCGCCCCACGGCCUACCGCAUGCUCUGCUGCGCCGGCGCCGUCGUCAACAUUCUCAUGAUGAUGAGCGCCAACCUCGUCGGCUUUGCCGUCGGCCUCGACGGCCUGCAGAGCAUCGUGCACGGUAUCGUCCACGAUUGGUCGGGCUUUCUUUUCCUGAUCACGGCAUGCAGCGCUCUCUUUGUCGGCGUGCAGGUCAUGUUUGAGAUCCGCCAGUCUGAGAUGCGCCGCGGCAUUUUGCUAAAGUGUUAG
Messenger RNA from Sporothrix schenckii 1099-18, 1947 nucleotides. Its product is annotated as glycerol:H+ symporter (Gup1). Gene Ontology annotation, cellular component: endoplasmic reticulum. The transcript is spliced from 3 exons. Gene Ontology annotation, biological process: GPI anchor biosynthetic process. The coding region runs from base 1 to 1947 and encodes 648 amino acids. The record is from RefSeq and is a predicted model, not a curated record. Lineage: Eukaryota; Fungi; Ascomycota; Sordariomycetes; Ophiostomatales; Ophiostomataceae.